Pieris napi is the source of this 9049-nucleotide messenger RNA. Its product is annotated as coiled-coil domain-containing protein AGAP005037. Lineage: Eukaryota; Metazoa; Arthropoda; Insecta; Lepidoptera; Pieridae. Bases 127 to 4770 code for a protein of 1547 amino acids. Gene Ontology annotation, cellular component: cytoplasm. The record is from RefSeq and is a predicted model, not a curated record. The transcript has 24 exons.
AUUUUUGUUUUGAUGUUAAACUUAUUCAAAACUUUAAAGUUUUUAUUUUAUUAAUCGAAGUGUAGUAAAUGUAUCCUGUUUAUGUGAUCUGUAAAAUUUACGAAAAAUCUGGAUUUUUGUCUCAAUAUGGGUGAUAAUAAAAAAAGAAAGAGCAGCAGUUUUCGCAAAAUAUUUCCAUUUUUCACAAAAAAAUGUAAACAGAAAUAUGACGAUAUUCCUCAUAUUUCCAAGAGAUCGAGUCACAAUCAAGUCUGCAAUCAAUAUUACAAUCCACAGUCUGUGAUAAAAGAUAAUAAAGAAAAUGUUUCGGAGCAAACUGAAGCGAUAUAUGAAAAUCUCUCUGUACCAUGUACUGUAGCGCAAAGCUAUAAAGAUAAACAAAGUACGAAAGAUUCUAAAACGCGUUUUCACAAUAAUGAUAAUUGGUAUCAACAUCAAGGUACUAGUUACCCACAAGAAUUAUCAUUACAAAAUAGCCAUGAUACAAAGUCAAGUGAUUUAAGGCGAUAUCCUGACACAUACUAUCACUCUCUAGAUAAGUUACCAAGUAACACACUUCCUGUAGAUGAAAUAGAAAUAUACAAAGCAUCGCAAUUUCAAACAAAUCCAGAAUCAGUUGGGGCUGAAAUAAAACGUGUAAGCACCAAGUUCCUAAUUUCUCCGAAAAAAGAAGCCGAGGUUCGUACAAUUCAACCAACCAGGGCGCGCAGUUUGUCCCUUAGUAAAAAUAGACUUGUCCAGCAACCAGACCUAUCAAGAACAUACUACGAAAAUCGUGAUGUAGGUAAACCCUACCACUAUUCUGCGCCAACCUCUCCUAUCGCGGUUGGUCAUCGAAUACCAUGUAUGCCACUAACUCACUCGCCCUACGAAAGUUUAAAAAAAAAUAUGCUCGAAGCAGAAGAGGGCCGAAAGUCGUUUAGUCGAACGAGUAUUCAAUCAAAAUCUUCAGCCCCGCCAAUCGAAAUGAAUAAGGACGUUAAAGAAACGGCUCGACUUAAAGUAGAAGCGUUCUAUUGGCAAAAAAUCAAGGAGUUAAAAGUUCAAGAAGAUGAGUAUAUAUUGAAGCAAACAUUGAACAAUAUGUUACCUUCUCCGAAUGCUAACACAUAUUCAAACUGCAGCUCUCCAAGUUCGUUUAUGAUGAACUCCAAAAGUUGUAGCUUACCACAAGAUGUAAGACGGCGGAAUAAUUUUAUUAUGUCAAAUAAUUAUUUACACCUAAAUCCACCAUUCACUCGAGGUGUUUCGGAACGGCGAACUGAUAGUUUUGUAAGAAAAUCGAACAACGCAGAGUUUAAUGACUACUACCAUCAAAAAAGAACAUCGACGCCAAUAAUUCUUGAAAAUAAAUUAUACACAAAUGUAGUUACAUCCAAUACCCAAAAGGUACAGAAGUGUGUAAAUUGCACUUCACAUCAAACAAUAAUGGCUGGCAGAUUUAGUAAUCAAAGCAUUAGUGCGGGAUGCCCUCAACCACCCAUUCGUACAUCCAGUGUCAGAAGCUCUUCAUCAACUUACAGAAAAAAUGAAUCGGUACGGACUGGCGGAAGAGCGCUUUAUUUUGGGUCGGAGAGCGGUUCAGACGCUGGUGAAACAAAGUUGUUGCCGAAGGAUAUCUAUAAAGAAGAAGACUGGCAAGCAGAUGGCAGAAUUGAUGGAGGGUUAUCUGAUGGAGAAGCAACCCGUUCAGCCCCACGAAGCCGGUCUUCUCGUCGCGAUGAUCCGAGACGCCAUACACUCGCUGGAAAUCAUUUAUACCUCCAUUCUCAUCAUCCUGGAGAUCUUAAUAAUUCUGAGCUUGAACCACCAUUACCAAGGGGUUAUCUUCCGCAAAUGUUGUAUUACGACGAUGAUCCCGGUGUUAUGUCAGAGGUUGAGACUUCCUCUACUGGGUUUAGACGCGGAGGAAAGCAAAGAUCAUCAUUACCAGUGGUUCGCACACCUAGUAAGACACUCGAAAGACCCUUAGGUCUUGUGUUUUUACAAUACCGCAACGAGACUAAAAGGGCUCUUCUACCGAAUGAAAUCACAUCGCUCGACACAGUAAAAGCUUUAUUUGUACGAAGUUUUCCGAAGCAGCUCACAAUGGAUUACUUAGAUAGUCCAUUAGUCAAGGUUUAUAUACAUGACAGCUCAAAGGACAUGUUCUAUGAACUAGAAGACCAUAGGGCCCAUCUUCGGGACAUCAGGGACCGAUCCGUUCUUCGUUUGUUUGAGUCUAAAGAUUUAAACGGUGGCGUCUUUCCUGGAGCUCUGGGUGUUGGUUCAGUCAGGCUUCCAGCGCUAGCCGCCACCAAUUCAUCAAACGCUAAUUUGGAGGAUUCAAGUACAUACUUCAGCGAGCCAGAAAUCGAUUCCGAUCACAUUCACAACAUCCACAAAGCAAAGACGAAGCCCCCAGCAUACUACAUGGGUCCGGCGGCGCCUAGCACUUUACCAAGAGGGGGCACAGUACUUCGUGCUUUCUCACCGGCAGCACCGCCAGUUCCAGCUGAUCGUGGGAAGACCAUUCCUCCAGCAGGUCCACCGGUCAAGCCAGUUCGCUCCUACGUUCCAGGCACUGGCUCUGAGAGGUGUUUUCCAUUCUCCGCCAGUGAUUGCCCCCGGGGUACAGAUCAACUUUACACAAUCCCUGCAGCACACUCAAGCGAGGGUUACAUGUCAUCCCCUGAACGCAGUUCCGCUAGAAUACCUUACGAAGAUCCAUACUAUACGCAGUUCUUGGGUCCAGCGGGCUCAAGACCUGGAAUCAAUCCUAUUAUCGACGAGGAGUCAAGUGAUGGUGUUGUUAUUGAUGACUCGUACCAAAUGUAUGGCGUUAAUGCUAUCACAACCGCGCCACGUCCAAUGCCGAGGCCCCCUUACGACGCCAGGUUGGGUCCACCCGUUGAUGAUAUGCAACGUCUAAGAGUAGAAAAAAUGGAAAGACAACUCGCAAAUCUUACUGGACUAGUCCAAAAAGCUCUUCAGGUACCUGGAAGCACACCACCACCCGCGGUGGCUCCUAGGCAAGAAUUUCAUCCGCCACGUGCUAAUCAAGAUGCCGGACAUUUUGCCAGCACCGAGAGACCUCCCAAAUUGGGGAGGGACAGAUUUCAGAAAUCUGUGUCGUUCGAGAAAUCGGUAUCAUUCAGCGAUGAUCCUCCAGACAUGAAUUCACCGAAACAGCAUUCUCCUCAGCAUGCAGCUGAUACAAAACCAACAAAACCGGCAAUCAAGUCAUCCACAUUGCCGAGGACAUCAUCACAAGAACGCGAUCGACAUAAGCCAGCACCACCACCUAAACCAGCUGGGCUUGUUAGUCAGCCGUUGGCAUUAGUUCCUCAAAAGACCUAUACGGUCACCGUAACACCGGACUUCUUUAGCGAGCUCCAUCAUCUACAAAAACAGAGCCGAGAUCUCAGAAUAGAGACUCGUAACCUACGUCGUACCACAUUAUCUCACGCGAUGCAGAUGAGACAAAUGAUGGCUGAUACUAUAGUGAAAAUUGGUACACUCGCUGCAAGGUUUUGUGAGGAAGACCCGGAAUCUCAAUUAACGCGAGAGGAAGAAAUUUACCGUCAAGACAUGCUUUUGUUAGAAAAUGACUUAUAUGAAUUAGAAGCAACCGUAGAGCGGCUUCGCGGACAGGCUGCUAAUAGAUUGGAAACUCGAGUCAACAUGGCGGACAUUGAACGCAUUGCAAUGGUUCUAUCGAAGAGUAGCAAAACUGUCGCUGACUGGAAGUUGAAGUUUCCCGUUCUUCAGGAAACAAUGAAGGUGAAACUAGCAGCUGAAAUGGAAAAGGUGGUGCGUAAAGAGAAGAUGCUAGAAGAAGAACCAGAGCGGUUAGAGUUGGCAUUGCGUCGGUGUAAGAAACUAACUGGGACUCUUGUUACUUUAAAAAGCCAGCUAGCAGCUAAUACAAGAUUGGCAUGUGUACAAGAACAACGUCUACCAAUGAGCGAUGGACGUGUUUCACCAACUUCCUCUCAAAGUUCUACCACCGCUGGACCAUCUUCUGAGGAAUAUCACUCUGAAUCAACUUGCCACGUCUCACAGGCUAACAAGGCAGCCGGCGGCGGGCGAGUGUGUACGUCCCGGGGAACAACGGACGUGCGGCCAGAGAACGCCCUCGAUGCGCUACUAGACGAGCUGCAGACGUUUGCCAAACCCGCAGAGCGGAGCGGCAGAGGCGACGGGCCUCUCAGAAGGCUGCAUUCGUAUCCCAGCGGAAGCGACACGGACGCCUCGCCGCCUGUUCGUGCCCGCGGGCAGCAUCCUCCCAAGCCACCAGUUCCCGAGAGACAUCCAGAGUUGCUCGCAAUGGCUGCGCGCCGAGCCCCGCCGCCCCCACCGCCCCGCACCACAUCCCGCUCGCCCCUCGCUUCGCCCACUUCGCCCCCCUCGCCACCCUGCACUGACAUGACCGAACAAAACGACACAAACGCCCAAGCGCGUCAGUCUCUUCUCGAACAACGGCACCAAGAACUACUCAAAAAACAAAAGGCUCUCCAAGAACAAUACGCCCGCUUGCAAAUGAUACAACGUAGCGGACCCACGUUGCCUAUUACUGCCCAUCCAGACUUAAAGAAGACUGGUAGUGAAUCCAAUUUACUUACCAAAAUGAACUUCAAUCUGGCCCCGGCUAGCAUAUCGGGCAGCAUGACACACUUAGCUGGCGAUAGUGAGAGGAAAAGAAGCAAUAGUACCGAGACGCCUUCCUCACAUGAUAAAUGCGACUCGAUUGCCACCACAAACAAAGUAUAUGAGACUGACAUUCUGUGACCGUGUAAUUGUUGCGUUAUAUCAGUUUAAACUUUGUAGUUGUUUUAUAUAGUAUUCGAUACGUCACACAACACUUCCUUCGUAUGUAAGAAAUUGUAAGAACUGAUCCUAAUCUUCCACGACGUUGACCUUUCCUCUUCCUUGCUAGAACUCCAUGUAUACCUAGUUUAGUAUUAGGAGUAUUAUUGUCUAUGUAUCUUUACCUUUACCUUUAGAUAAUUUCGAUCCGCUAUACAAACGACAAGGCAAGUUUUACUGGAACAUGAUUUAAAUAAAUUUUAUAACAACAGUAACUUUUAAGGAACCCUAAAAUUACGUAAACAUAACGUGGCUGUUAAUCGGUGUUUAAUCCAUAGUAUAAGAAUUAUAAGUGAUAGGUGAAAUUUUACAUCACAAUAUUUUCUUAUUUAUUUUCCAAUAUUUUAUUAUAAUUGAGGUGAUUCGUGGCUAAUUAACGAAAGUAGUUUAAUGUCUAACACGCUUUAUAUAUCACUUUUAAAUAUAAUUAUCAUAACUAUGCACACUUUUGUAGGAACAUCAGGCCUAAAACCAGUUAUUUUGCAAUAUUCAUAAUUCCUUUUAAAUUAAAAAGACUCAUUCAAAAUUUCAGCUAUAAAAUUUAAUACGCCGUUGUAUGCAAACGUUAAUUUUACUGUUGUAGGGUUCUAAAUAAUAAGUACCGUUUUUGAAAUACCACAAUUAACACCCUAAAAUGUUGUUGUUAUAUUCACCAUAUUGCCAUAGACUAAUGUGUUACUCAACUAAAACGGUCUUAUUAGAUUUUUGCGUUUAAAUUAGUAUUAUCAAACUCAUAGCGUCUCUCUCUCUAUCUCUCUCUGUCAGAUUUCAUCACAGCGUAAAGAAAAAUGACUAUUUGAAACAGUGUAAGCAGACUGAUUUAGUUUUUGAAUACGAAGGAAUUAGGACUUAAUAUAAAUUCGGUUUUCAUACAUUUACUAAUAUGUAAUAACUAACAUAUUUUACUAAUAUACAUAAAUAUUUAGUCAUCUUAGACGAAAAUUUGCCUUUUCUAGUUUAAUUUAUAGUAUUUAAAAAAAUUUAAAGUGCCAGAAUACACCGUUUUUAUGCACUUAGAACUUGUUUAUUCGUUGAUUUUUUUAUCAGUAUUGAUUUUAAAUAAUUAGUUUAUAUUUUUAUUACUUAGGCAUUGCUUCAGUAUCUUACUUACAUCGCAUUAAAUGCAUAUGUUUUUAUGCGAGUUCCCAUUUGAGACUGACUGUGCUUGCACAGUAGGUAUGGGUUAUUAACUUGCACAUUGAAGUUUUAUAUACUUAAGUAUUUUACAACGAAAAUAAUAAAGCCAAGAAAAUAACUAUUUAAUAUUUUUGACGGUAACUAUUAACAUGCAAAAAUUUUAAAGAGUUUAUUUUAUAGUCGUUAUAUUUUAUUUUGUCGAAAUAUUCUUUAACGAGCAGAUUUGCAAUCGACAAUUAAAAUUACUUAAAUGUAUGCAAGAGUGAAAAUAUAGGUGUGGCUUUUCGUAAAAGCCUCGAAAACGAGCUUUAAAGCUUACAAGAUUGUCAAUCAAUUAUAGUACAUUGCUAUAUGAUAUUGUGUUGAAUCCUAUUAUUACUAGAAAACAGGCAUAUUUUCAGUCCUCGCGACUUAACAUACCAAAAUGAACAUUGCAUUAAUUAUUUGGUUGAAGCUGAAUUUUUCGUACUUUAAAUAUCUGUGAUAAGUGAAAAGUUACCUAGGCAAUGCAUAUGAAUUGAACGAUUAAUUAAAAGCUAUAUACCUUUUACUUUAAUUCUAUAUCGGAACCACACACAACGAUGUAUUUAUUAACUUUUUGACAAUGUACUCGCUGAAUUCCGUCAAUAAUAAUAAAUAGUAAUAAGUAUUAUUUUUUUCAUUUAUAAGCCAGCAUUUAUAGGGGUCUGAGGUGAUAUUGUAUAUUUAAUUUUUAGCUCAAAAUAUCGCAGUAGUCUCGGAAUAGGCUAGACAUACGAAAAGGACGUAAGUUUGUAUAUAUUAUGUGUGAAUAUUCACGCUUAUUGAUCUUUUAUAUUGAUUGAUGCACUAUAGCUGUAGAUACAAUUAUGCAAUAUCUGUAAAGGAAAACCUCUUUUGAACUUCACCAUACAAAGUGUAAUCAGAACGCUUCCGAAAACGAAACCAAAUGUUUAUAGAGUUCGAAAUAGUAUUUAAUGGCAAAAACAUCCUGCAAACGUCUUAAAUAGGAAGGUAAUAUUUUGUAUUUAUUCCUUAAGUAAUAAGGUUUUAUUGGUAUUACUUUUCGGAAGUCUCUAAUAUAGAAAUAUGACUUGACAUGCCUGUAUGACUUCUAAAAUUAUGGAUUCUUAUAAGUUCGCUAUUAAACUAUUCGUUCUAGUUGUUACGAGUUGGUUAUAUAAGUUCGCAUUUAAAUAUAACACAUUCCACAGAGCCACUAUACGAAACCUUCAUAUGAAAAGGGCAAAGUUAAAGGAGAAUUCUUAUUGUCUGUUUUGAAUCUGUAUACUAAAGUGUUCCAGUCGCUCGCCUCAGCAUAUUUUUACCAUCAUCUCAAACAACCCAUAUUAUAUAAAAUUAUCGAGCACAAACUUAUCUUCACUUAGAUUAAAUAAUUAGUGAAAUUAAUGAAACUAAUUUGUAUAAUAUUUGAUUAUAGACACAUCGUUUAAAAAUAAUGUGUUCAAUUUUUAUCAUAUGUCUAGUUUACGAUAAAGCUUUGAAAGCAACAGUCGGUGCUUUUAUGUAAAUAAUUAUUUCUGUAAUUAAAAUAAUAUUUGUUGUUUCGUUACGUUUUGGAUUGUAUUUUUUGCUUUGUUUUAUAAAAUUGUUUACCAUUUUAUGUUAAGUGCCUUCGAUGGCUCUCGACGAGAAAGAGGGCAUUUGGUGAUAACUAUGUUUAUUUUAUCUUUGUAUAUUUUUUGUAUACAUUCAUUAUGAAACGUAAAAAAUGUAUUUAUUAUUGACUUUCUUGUUAAAACGAUUGAAAUUAUUUGAAUAUUUUAAACUAUUUUGAUUUGUACAACAUUGUAAUAUGCUUAUAGAUAGAUGUCUAUCUGUUGUAAAAUAUACGAUUGUGUUCCCUUUAAGUAGUAAUGCACAUUAUUCACUUUAUAUUUAAGCUUAAUAUAAUGAAUUAACAACUACACCAAAUUUGUGUCUUUUGUAAUUUUCUUAGAUACCUAUUGAAAUUCGUAUUUAAACUGAACCGUGAGCACAGAUUCCAUUUAAUUUAGAUGAAAAUUUAACUUGUAAUCAUAGUUAUUUCUUUUUUUAACUUAAAGCGUAUAAACACCUCUUUUUAAAGUAGUUGAAUCCACAUCUUCAAAACCUAUAUUAGCUAGUAUGAAAUAAAGUUCACAAACUAAAACUACACUUUGCUGUUGCAAUUUAACUUGAAUAAUGAUAAAUAAAUACCCGACUGUGAGUUUGAUGUUAGCGCACUUUGGAAUAUUAUUUUUGAGAGAUUUUUAAUCUUCAAUGUAAAAUAUUUGAAGUUUACAUAUUAUUUUUAUAAAUCGUAUACCUACCUAUUACAUUUAGAUUGUACAAAAUAUUAUACGUCGUGAAAUGUUUGGAUAAUGCGUUUUAAACAUGAUGUUUAGUUUACCCAUUUUUACCACCGGUAUGGAAAAUAUUGGCAUUGCUAAGAUUAGUAAUUUUCGUAAAAAGGCUUAUAAUAUUAGAUUAUGGGCCAAUUGAAUGAAAAAUAUCAUUGAAAUAAUCUAAAAUUAGCGCCGUAGUGGCCUGCAUAAUCUAAAAUAAUUUAAAUAAAGAUGUCUGAAGUAAUAUCAUAUCAAAAUUUACGAUUUUGUUAUUUUACACUCCGACUUAGUAACUUUGUGCCAAGUUAUGAUAUUAAUAUAACAAGUAGGUUAUAGUUUUAUUUACAAAAUACAUAGAUAUCUGCGUAUUCUAAUCUACUGUUUAACUAAGCCACCGUAACUAUUAUUGUUGAUGUUUAAGAUAUUUUGAUUAAUUGUGCCACUGACGUAACAGGACAAAACGUUCAAAAGUCAUAUAAUUUGGAUUAAGUACUAUAAAUAAAAAAUACCUAAAUGCCAAAAUUAAAUAAUUUUUUUGAGUAAAUGAAAGAUUCCCAUUGAGGCACUUAUUUACUUAUCAAGGUACAGUAUGAAAUUGCGUUAGUUAUACGUAUUUAAAAAUUCAUUGUUUUAUAUGUUAUAGCUGAGUGUUAAUUUUCUUGUCUUAUUCCGUUUGUAAUAUUUCAUGUUUAUAAAUAGAUUUACUAAUAGCUUGAAAUGUUUUAAAACGAAAUUAAUAAAAAUAAAUACACAUCAAA